Molecule: messenger RNA, 553 nt
Organism: Linderina pennispora
Lineage: Eukaryota; Fungi; Kickxellomycota; Kickxellomycetes; Kickxellales; Kickxellaceae
Exons: 5
Coding region: 11-457 (148 amino acids)
Source: RefSeq, a predicted model, not a curated record
CAUGGGUGGGAUGGUUGCUCUGGAAUUUGCCUGCAGCUAUCCUCAGAUGGUUAAUACACUGACCUUGGCAGUAACAAAUGCCGGCUUAACUGUGCCACCACUGCGCGGAAUGCUCACAUGCAGCAACUGCAAAACCAUGUUGGAUUUUUGUGUCCAACGGUAUAUUCGUUGGGAAAUGUAUACGCACCCAAUAUCGUUCCUGCCGUUUUUGAGCCAGGUUGGCGCUGUUAUCCGCCAUCAUAUUCUCAUUAUCACAGGUGAUCAGGACCACCUUGUGCGUAUAAGUAACUCAUUCUACAUUGCCAAGAAGGUCGGCCACAAAAACGUACGUUUCGAGCAGAUAGAGCACGCUGGUCAUGGCGUUAUGACCCAAUAUCCAGAGCGGGUUUCCCAGGUUACAAAGAACCGAUUACCCACCGUGGGCAUCAUUAAUAACGUCAAAGAGAAGGCAGACUAGUUCAACCAGCUUGAUAAGUGGAUGUCUUUGCUUUGUGGCCACUGCAUAAUCUGGAUCAACCAACCGUCUACUGCUAACUAGUUCUCUCGCAUAAAA